Macrosteles quadrilineatus (aster leafhopper) is the source of this 387-nucleotide messenger RNA. RefSeq names its product transcription factor Ovo-like 2. The record is from RefSeq and is a predicted model, not a curated record. Gene Ontology annotation, biological process: regulation of transcription by RNA polymerase II. The transcript has a single exon. Gene Ontology annotation, cellular component: nucleus. The coding region runs from base 1 to 387 and encodes 128 amino acids. Gene Ontology annotation, molecular function: RNA polymerase II cis-regulatory region sequence-specific DNA binding; DNA-binding transcription factor activity, RNA polymerase II-specific. Lineage: Eukaryota; Metazoa; Arthropoda; Insecta; Hemiptera; Cicadellidae.
AUGUUCUCGAGGCCGUUUUUUCUCAAGACCCAUUUGCGAGUGCACACUGGCGAACGACCGUAUGAAUGUGACAUUUGUCAGAAGCGGUUUACACAGCUGACGGACAUGAGGCGGCAUCGUAAGCGGCACAACAAACCAACAUCGCGGAUGGAGCGGAGGCCUCUCUCAAACUGUGUGAAAGAACUAGGAGUCGAAUACGAGGAGGUGACUGAAGAGAUCAUAUACGUUGCGGUUGACGACGAGGAUCUCGUGGGACAAACCUUUGAGGUUAUGACGGAAGAGGAGAUCCCCAUGAUGGUGCAAACUGACGACGGAACCUAUGAGACAUACCCCGUGGAGACGGUUGAAGUAAAGUACGAAACAGUGGAAACCAGCCAACAUCGGUAA